CGACGAAGAGAUGAGCGGCCUAGAGGACCACAGUUCAAAUGGCGACGGCGUUCAACGACAACUCUCCGAGUUACGGAAGAGCUACUCAAAACUGGAACAGAAAUAUCAGAAGCUCCAAGAGAUUGGCGUGAAGCAAGCCGAACAAAACUUUGAACAACUCAAGGCGCAAGCCGAGGAAAACACUCGAGUGGCCAACGAGUUGAUUGCGCAGCUCAAGGAAGAGGUGGCCGAGCAAUCCAAGUCCAUCCAGCGAGCAGAGCAGCUGCAGUCGCGGCUAGGCCAGAGCGAGGCCGAGGUGGAGGAUUUGCGCGCCCAGCUGUCAGCCGCCAACCAAUCUCUGGCGCAGGCCAGGUCCGAGACGAAGAAUCUGUACACGAAACUGGCAGCGGCCAGGCAUGGCGAAACGAGCAGCAAGGGACCUACGACGGGGAGCCGGGCGCCGCAAAGCGAAAAGGAAAGCAAACAAGUCGCGCAAGUCAAAGAAGACUUGUAUGCGGAUCUGACGGGCCUCAUCGUGAGGGAUGUGCGCCGCAUUGACAAGGAGGAUGUCUUUGAUUGCAUCCAGACUGGGCGCAACGGGACUCUCCAUUUCAAGCUCGCACUGGAAGACCUGGAAGCGGCCGAAAGCUACGAGGAGCUGCAGUUUACAUACCGCCCGCAGCUGGAUGAGGACCGCGAUAGUGAUUUGAUUGAAGUCCUCCCCGACUAUCUCACCGAGGAAAUUACGUUUCCUCGGCAUCAGGCAUCCAAGUUUUAUGCCAGAGUAAUAAAGUCGCUAAUGGAG
This is a messenger RNA of Trichoderma reesei QM6a, 784 nucleotides long. RefSeq lists its product as uncharacterized. Gene Ontology annotation, cellular component: monopolin complex; nucleolus; mitotic spindle. The record is from RefSeq and is a predicted model, not a curated record. The annotation marks the transcript as partial. Gene Ontology annotation, biological process: meiotic sister chromatid segregation; homologous chromosome segregation; attachment of mitotic spindle microtubules to kinetochore. NCBI's taxonomy places the organism in Eukaryota, Fungi, Ascomycota, Sordariomycetes, Hypocreales, Hypocreaceae. Gene Ontology annotation, molecular function: protein binding; microtubule site clamp. The transcript has 3 exons.